Messenger RNA from Podarcis raffonei (Aeolian wall lizard), 1945 nucleotides. Its product is annotated as zinc finger protein 3-like. Bases 277 to 918 code for a protein of 213 amino acids. The transcript is spliced from 2 exons. NCBI's taxonomy places the organism in Eukaryota, Metazoa, Chordata, Lepidosauria, Squamata, Lacertidae. The record is from RefSeq and is a predicted model, not a curated record.
UCUGCAGAAGGAAGUCAAGGAGGAGAAUCCUGGGAUCGUGGCCUCUCUGAUGGUGCUAAAUUGGAAGGGAAGAACAAGGGGGAGCACAAGAGAAUCCACAUAGCGGUGAAGUCAUAUAAGUAUUCAGAGUGUGGAGAGAACAUUGGUCAGAGCUCCCAGUCGAACUCCCAUCAAGGAAAGAGCUUCGUUUGGAGGGACAGCCUCACUUUACACGAAAGAAGUCACAGUGGAGAGAAAUUGUAUCAGUGCUUGGAAUGUGGAAAGAUCUUCAGUCAGAUGGAUCAUCUCACUUCCCAUCAAAUAAUUCAUACGGGUGAGAAACCCUAUCAGUGCUUUGAAUGUGGAAAGAGCUUAAUUCAGAAGAAUAAUCUCACUUCCCAUCACAGAAUUCAUACUGGAGAGAAACCCUAUCAGUGCUUUGAAUGUGGAAAGAGCUUUUGUGUGAGUGGUGAACUCACUUCCCACCAAAGAAUUCAUACAGGGGAGAAACCCUAUCAGUACUUGGAAUGUGGAAAGAGCUUUUGGCUGAGUGGUGAACUCACUUCCCAUCAAAGAAUUCAUACAGGUGAGAAACCCUAUCAGUGCUUGGAAUGCGGAAAGAGCUUCAGUCAAAGUGCCACACUCUCUUCCCAUCACAGAAUUCAUACAGGGGAGAAACCCUAUCAGUGCCUCGAAUGUGGGAAACGCUUCAGUCAAAGCGCCAAUCUCACUUCCCAUCAAAGAAUUCAUACAGGGGAGAAACCCUAUCAGUGCUUCGAAUGUGGGGAAAGCUUCACUAAUAGCUCCCAUCUCACUUCUCAUCACAGAAUUCAUACAGGGGAGAAACCCUAUCAUUGCUUAGAAUGUGGAAAGAGCUUCAGUCAUAGCACCAAUCUCACUUCCCAUCAAAGAAUCCAUACAAGAGAGAAAACAUCUUAGUGUUUGGAAUGUGGGAAAAGAUUCAUUCAUGGCCCACCAAAUAAUUCAUAUGGGGUUGAAAGCAUAUCAGCACAUGGAAUGUGUAUAAAAUUUCACUUGUUAAAAAGUCAAUUUAAGAUCUCACACCAGGGUGAAGUAUAGAAUUAUAGAUUCAGAAUCUAGUCCAGCCCCCUCCAGAAUUCUCAUUUCAAGCACCCAUGACAGGUGGCCAUCCAACUUCUUCUUAAAAUCCCCCCAAUGAAGGUCCACUCCCUUCUGAGAUAGUUCCUUUUCACUGUCAGCUCUUACUAUCAGAGAGAAAAUAUAAAAAAGACUUUGGAGAAGACUUCCGGUGUGAUGGCCUAUGGCGUUUGGCUGCUUUCCCAGGACACCGGACCCCAGUCAUGCAAUUAAACAAGGUGAAUCUGGGGGUAAUGCUGAGAUAAGAUGGCGCCCGGCACGCUUCCGCUGCGCCGAUGGACGCCUGUGCCGAUAGAAAAACUUGAGCUCUCUUAGCAGAGUCCUUAGCAGAGUUCUGCAGCGGUAGAAAGUGUUGCCUUGUGUGUGGAUAAUAAAUCAGACUGAAUGCAGGCUUCUUGCUAAUCUCCAACAGCCUUUAAGGAGAAGAAAAACAUCAUAAAUCAGCCCGGCGAGAGAGCGGACAUCCUAUCGUCUCUCAGCCAAAAACGAAAGGAAAACUCACACACAAAGAAAGAUUCCCGUAUGUGAACCAAACCACGCCUCAGAAUGUGAGACGUCACACAGAACUGUUUAACCCUGUAAGUUCUGAUUCUCCUCACACCCCCUCUCGUCUCGCAUCCUGAGGGAAACUGUGAGUAUAACUCACCCCAAACACAACCCUUCACAGAACUCCCCAUGUCGCUGGAAGGUCAAGGGUUUAGUAAACCCAUCAGCUAGGUUCUCCUGGCUCGAACAAUACUUGAGCCGUAUCCAACCUGCUUGGACACUCUGACAUACAUUCUGGAAAUGUAUGUCCAAAUGCUUGGUUCUGGACUUGAACUGUCCAGAUUCUGCCAACCUAAGACAA